Drosophila persimilis is the source of this 1234-nucleotide messenger RNA. RefSeq names its product lysosome-associated membrane glycoprotein 5. Lineage: Eukaryota; Metazoa; Arthropoda; Insecta; Diptera; Drosophilidae. The record is from RefSeq and is a predicted model, not a curated record. Bases 117 to 986 code for a protein of 289 amino acids. The transcript has 5 exons. Gene Ontology annotation, cellular component: membrane.
CAGGACGCGAAGCAAGAAACACGUCGUAGUUCCCCAUCGAGCUCUCUAGUGGAGACGGCAGAGCAAAAUUCUUCAAGGAAUCAAUUAAAUAUAUUGUGCAAACAAUUCGCUAAAAGAUGCUGAAGCUGAAGCCAAGGAACUACUGCAUUCCCAAUUGCCUGAAUGGAGCAUUAGCCUACUCGGCGCUCCUUGUUUUUUUGGUUACCGCCGUUCAGGGCCUGCAGCUGAGCGCCUUCACGACAAAAACUCCGAGGGUCAGCAAAUACACAACCAAAUCGCCAUCGGCAUCAUCGAUGAACCAUGAUGCCACUGCUUCGCUGUACCGCUUCAAUGCCACCAACGGAAUCACCUGCAUCCUAAUGCAGGUCGACGGUCUCAUUGGCAUCAAGUAUCGCAACAAGCUGAACGAGGAUGUGGAGGCCGACCUGUACAUGCCGGACAGCCCCCAGCUGAGUGGGGAGUGCGACGAGUCCAACAUGGAGAUACUCACAAUGGAGUUUAAGGGUUUCAGGCUGUCCAUGACAUUCAAAAAGUCUUCUGGCGGCGAGGGCUGGUACAUCAACCUCUUCGAGCUGACAUACUCGUCGUCCAACCCACUGUUCGAGCACCCCGAUCGUCCCGGACUGAACGUAAAGCUCACCUCGCCCGUGCACACGCCCAUGUACUUCGCAACGCCGGUGGGCAAAGCGUAUGUCUGCGACAAAGAGCAGAAAGUCAUUAUGUACGCCCCAAACGACUCUGGCGACCAGUCCGGACAUAUUGCUCGUCUGUACUUGCGCGAUCUGCACAUGCAGAGCUUCAUGUUCAAGGAGACUGGCAAGUGGGGACCGUCGUUCCACUGCAGUGCCACUGGGUCCUACCGCGACGAGACAGCGCCUCUGGCAGUGGGCACUGCACUGGCCAUAGCCGUUCUAUUGACCAUAUCUGGAUACGGAGGCUGGCGUUACUUUAAAAUCAAGAAGGUCCAGUACGGUUCAAUGGAGUGAGCGAGCCGAAUGUGAGGUGGCGCUUUUUGUUCAAAUAUUCUCGACCAUAUCGUUGUCUACACAUAUCCCCCAUGUUUGUUGGAUCUCUUGUAAUCCGUAGUCCUAUUUUUAAACUAAGAGUUGGCGCAGCGCAGAAGCUGAUGUUACCAUUUAUGAGAUACACAUAUAAUAUAUGAGAAUUGCAAAUGUCUUCCAUAUUGUUAAUGUAUAAAAUAAUACGCACCUUAUACAUAUACAUAUACAUAAAC